Molecule: messenger RNA, 2285 nt
Organism: Parasteatoda tepidariorum (common house spider)
Lineage: Eukaryota; Metazoa; Arthropoda; Arachnida; Araneae; Theridiidae
Gene: cindr
Product: CIN85 and CD2AP related
Biological process (GO): actin filament organization; cell migration
Molecular function (GO): protein binding
Source: RefSeq, a predicted model, not a curated record
ACGUCUAAUUUUUAAUUUUUCAUUUCAAGCUUAAAUUGAAAUCUGCUGUUACAAAGCCUUUUGUGACUCAUAGUCAUUCAUGCGUUUAUUUGAGUUUAAAAUCUCUUAAGCUGCGUAACAAAUUUAUUAUUGUUUUUGUUGUGGUUGGUUGGGUUGGUUUCGAGUUGUUUGAAAGUUAAUACCCUUAUUUCCUUUUACUUUAAAAUAAAUUUGAAUCGUAAAGUUUUGAAUUAAGAAUAAGUAAAUAAAAAUGCAGUGGGUUUUUAUGUUGUGUUCUACUGGAUAAGAUUUGUUCUGAUAUGAAAGGAAGAGUACUUUAUCAGUUUAUCUGUCAACAUCAUAGACGAAUUUCAUUUUAAGUGUUUUUUGUAAGUUUAUCUGAAGGUAAACAAAAGAAUAAUUUAGUAACGCUUUUAUGCUUGCUGUUUAAUGAGUUUAUUAUUUGAAUAUGAGGCACAGAUAACCAAUGGCUAAUAUAGAAAAUAAGGAUAAUAAAAAAGAAAACAAGAAGCGAUUUGUUAAGGCUCUUUACAGCUAUGUACCCGUUAACAAUGAUGAAUUGGCGCUAAAAGUUCACGACAUUUUGGAAGUUGUCGAGGAAACAGAAGAGGGAUGGUGGAAGGGAAUUUCGGAUGGAAAUGUUGGAAUGUUUCCAUCAAAUUUUGUCAUUGAGCUUGAUGGUCAUCCUGAAGAAUUCAAUAACAAAUUAAUGAAUGAGUUAAGUCCUACAAAAAAUUCAAGUAAAGGUAAAAACUUAGGAGAACAAGAGCCAAUGAUUCGUCAAGGUAAUGCGAGAGCAAGCUCGUGCUCUAUUUCCAUAUGAAGCCCAAAAUGAGGAUGAACUCUCUUUGAGAGAAGGUGAUAUUAUCAUUGUGAUAUCAAAAGAAGUUGAAGAUAAAGGAUGGUGGAAAGGAGAAUUGAACAACAAAAUUGGAGUUUUUCCAGAUAACUUUGUUAAACUUAUAAAAACAGAAGAACAGAAGAAACCCGAGAGGCCCGAUAAGCCAUCUACUGUAAUAGCUUCAAAAAUAAAUUUAAAAAGUGUAACACCUGAGAAAAGCAGUUCUGAAUUCUCCCCUAAGGUUGACAAAAAAGUAACCAAAACGCCUCCUGCUAAGCCUCCUCCUCCUGAAUUGCACAAAAAAGAUUCAGAACGGCCUCUUCCUCCUUGCCCCAGCAAAAAACCACAACCCCCUCAUCCAGUGAAAAAGCCUGUCAGAGUGUCCAUUGCUUCAAAAACAUCAGGAUUCACUAAUGCCCCUGCAACAGUUGCUAGUGUAAAAAGUCCUAUUUCAGAAGCUAGCCCACCUUUACCAACAUAUCCUCCACCAUCAUCGGAAAAAGUAGAAGAAAAGAAACCGAGCGAUAGCACAACUGAUAUAAAAGAUAAGACAACUGAUAUUAAAGCUCAACCUGACUUUGAUGUGAUUGAAACAAGCAGUAAAAAGCUUGUUCAUUUGACGGCAAGUCGGGCCAAAGCACCUAAUAGAAGACCUCCUUCAUUUAUCUUUCUUAAAGAAAAUGAAAAGGAUGCUAGUGCAAGCGUUAAGGACUCUAGAAGACGUAGUGAGCCAUUACUUGCGGAAAUGGAAUCCAUGAUUUCGUCAAAUGCUGAAACAGUCAUUACAAGUGCAAUUUCCUCUUUGGAGAAGAAACCAAAAGUCCCUCCUCCAAGACCCUUUUUACCACCCUCAGUGAAAACGAGCAGCACAAUCAAAAACAGUACAAUUCCUAAUGUAAAAGGGAGUUCUUUAUUUGAGGAAAAUUCCAAAAAAUCUUUGGAUGUGGAAAAGAAAGAUCACUUAUCCGAUGCUAUUCCCUCUGCUGUUGCACCAACUUUAAAGAAUGAGAUCAUCCCACAAAAAAGUGUUGAGUCAUCUUUUGUUUCUCUUAUAAAACCAGUGAAAUCAGAUAUAGAAUCACAUUCCAAUAAACUCUUAUCUGAUGCAAUCCCCCCUGUUGUUGCACCAGCUACGAAGAAUGAAGUACCACAAAAAAGUAUUGAGUCAUCUUUUGUUUCAUAUACAAAACCAGUGAAAUCAGAUGUAGAACCACAUUCCCGCACUGAAAACGGCGUACAAAAUAAUACAUUUGUAACUCAGAAAGAGUUCAAUGAAUUAUUAAAACAGGUAAAAGAACUGACAGACAUGUUAGAAGCAUACAAAAGUAAUUCCAAUAAGGCCAUCAGUGACUUAAAAGUAGAAUUAGAAGAAGAGAGAAAAAUGAGGCGCAAUAUCGAGAUAGAGCUUCAGACAUUUAAAGAUAGCCAAAAAACCUAGCAUAAA